Capronia coronata CBS 617.96 is the source of this 1743-nucleotide messenger RNA. RefSeq lists its product as uncharacterized. The coding region runs from base 1 to 1743 and encodes 580 amino acids. The transcript is spliced from 2 exons. The record is from RefSeq and is a predicted model, not a curated record. Gene Ontology annotation, biological process: xenobiotic detoxification by transmembrane export across the plasma membrane. NCBI's taxonomy places the organism in Eukaryota, Fungi, Ascomycota, Eurotiomycetes, Chaetothyriales, Herpotrichiellaceae. Gene Ontology annotation, molecular function: fluconazole transmembrane transporter activity.
AUGGCCGAACUAUUUCGAGACACUGUCGUUGGACAGAUGUUGCGGCUGAUUACAGGCAGGAGGAUCCUUCAAUAUCCUGAAGAGCGGGAUGCAUCUAUCGUGCAAAAGUACCUCAAUUCGGAUAAUUCUGCCAAUACAGCGAUCCAUGGAACCACGAACCCUCCUCCCACAGAAGAAAAGGAGGAGUCUGCCGCACGCCCUCAAACUGAUGGGGCCGAGCAAACCCCUUCAGGACGCCCUCCGUCGAGAUCGUCGUCAACAACACUCGAAGAUGGUAGUCAUCCCGUCAACAUUGUGGGUGGGCAGAAAACUGACCCCGAGAAGGGGCGUGAUGCAGAUAUGGUCGACUGGUAUGGGCCGGAUGACCCAGAAAACCCGCGAAACUGGAGCACGCCGAAAAAGUUCUGGGUGACCUUCGAGAUCUGCUUGCUCACAUUCUCGGUGUAUGUUGGAUCGGCCAUCUACAGCGCCGGCAUCACGGACGUCAGCAGCCAAUUUGGGGUCAGCAAAGUGGCCGCCACACUCGGUCUCACGCUCUUCGUGCUAGGCUACGGCAUAGGCCCGAUGCUGUGGUCUCCCAUGUCCGAGGUACCGCAGAUAGGUCGUGGUCCGAUCUACAUUGGAACGCUCGCUCUUUUUGUCAUUCUGCAAGUACCGACAGCGCUAGCGACCAACUUCGGCAUGCUCUUAGCUUUCCGGUUUCUGACUGGAUUCGUCGGGUCCCCGUCGCUGGCAACAGGUGGAGCGUCGAUCGGAGACAUGUACUCCCCAGCCAAGCGGACCUAUGGUUUGGCGGUCUGGGGCAUCGGUGCUGUGUGCGGCCCGGUGUUGGGUCCUCUUAUUGGCGGGUUCGCGGCGGAAUCGGAAGGGUGGACAUGGACGAUCUGGGAGCUCAUGUGGCUGUCUGGGUUCACACUGGUCCUGCUGACCUUCCUAUUGCCUGAGACCUCAUCCGCCAAUAUCCUCUACCGACGAACCAUGCGACUCCGUCGAUUGACCGGCAACCAGAAACUGGUCUGCGAGCCUCAGCUUCUCGGAGAACAAAUGACCGGCCGGGACAUCGUCAUGAUGGUCCUCGUGCGACCGUUCACACUCUCGUUCACCGAACCGAUGGUCUUCCUCCUGAACAUGUACAUUGCUCUCAUCUACGGUAUCUUGUACAUCUGGUUCGAGAGCUUCCCGAUCGUGUUCACCGGCAUCUACGGAUUCAGCCUGGGCCUGGAAGGGACGGCGUUUCUGGGCAUCUUUGUUGGUGUCCUGAUCACGCUUCCCCCAUUUGUCUGGUAUCAGAUGAAGUACAUCGAGCCCAAGUUCAACGAGAAAGGCGAGCUGCAACCGGAAUGGCGACUCCCACCGUCGUUCGUUGGCGCGUUUGCCAUCCCGAUCUGCCUGUUCUGGUUUGGAUGGUCAUCACGGCCGGAGAUACACUGGAUCAUGCCAAUCAUUGGCACCGGCUUUUUCAGCAUUGGGUCGUUCCUCAUGUUCAACAGUGCCCUGAACUAUCUCGCCGACGCUUAUCCUCAGUAUGCGGCAAGUGUGUUGGCAGGGAACGAUUUGUUUCGAUCUUCAGUCGGUGCGGGGUUUCCGCUAUUUGCGACCGCCAUGUAUAACAACCUCGGAGUUGGCUGGGCCAGUUCUACGCUUGCAUUUCUCGCCAUCGCGUUCAUUCCCAUUCCGUUCCUGUUGUUCAAGUAUGGCGAGCGAUUGAGAAGACUCAGCAAAUACGCACAAAAGGAUUACUAA